Messenger RNA from Hibiscus syriacus, 1049 nucleotides. RefSeq lists its product as uncharacterized. Bases 462 to 872 code for a protein of 136 amino acids. The record is from RefSeq and is a predicted model, not a curated record. The transcript is spliced from 5 exons. Lineage: Eukaryota; Viridiplantae; Streptophyta; Magnoliopsida; Malvales; Malvaceae.
CUGUCUUUUUUGGUUUUCUGGCGAUAAGGGAGAAAAAACUGACCAAAUAAGUAGAAGUGCGGCAGUUGCAAAGAUUCCAGUCUCUGUCUCCCCCAGGCACUAGCUUUACGCUAUUAAUCUAUUCCUAUUGGCGUUUUUAUGGUGGUGCCUUGCGACACCGGAAUAUCGAGUAAUUUAUCGACAGCCCGAUGUAUGCUCAGAUUUCGAUCAUCAACUUGCUUAUGUAUGAAUCCAGAUAAGAAUAGCGCGCGAUCGUGAACAAGCACGCCCGGCUAUGAAUCUGAAAACGUUGGGUGAUCGCGCGAUUAGCUCGGUGGCGCUUGUGGACGCUUCACGUUAGCCAACUGAGUUUAAUUAUACCGCCUACUUUGCCUUAGUUCCACGCAAUCCUGUCUAUAUAUAGAGGUGGUGCUUGCAUUUUAUACCAUUGGCAGCUGUCCUUGCAAGAAGCCAGAAACUAUAUGACGUGUCCUUUUCUAUUGUCUCGUUUUCGGGGUUCAAGGGACCCGCCAAAACGACAUCUUAUUUUGCGUAGAAGGUCCAAGAGAAAGAUCAAUUCAGCAAAAUAUACGAGGAAGAGACUUGGAAGGUUGAAAGUGGAGAUGGAAGAGAUCAGCCAAGAGCAGCAAAGCAUCAAGGAAGGGCAAAGUCAAGUUCGAGCAAAAUUCAAAUCGGUCGAAGAAGAAUACAAACAGCUUCGCAAUGAAACUAACCUAAUUAUCCAACAAACCGCCAACACUCAAAUCCGACUUGGCCUGAUGUUCGGUAUCCUCAAGGCAAGAGAGCAAGGCGAUCUCGGCAAGGCUGCUCAAUUAACUCGACUCCUCCGUGAAAUUGUGGGCAGAAAUAAUUACUGCAGAAGUGAACCAUAGCUGCCCUAGUAUUUCAAAAGCUAAACAUCAACAAUUCAUUCCGUACUGAUAUGCAGGGCCAGUAUAUCUUGUAGAUCAAUUUCUGUUGUUAUGAUCAGACUUUAAGACUACUAAUAAACGAACUAAAUGUGUGGUGGUGUUAAUCGUAUGUAAAUUCCAUGAUUCGUUAUUGUAUUA